AUAAACUCAUGGCUCUGAAUUUUCCAUCUCUAUCUCACCAUUUGUUUGAAUAUCUUCUUGUUCCUCCUCCUCCUCUUGUGAUUAUCUAUCUCCAUGGCUCAUUUGCUGUCGCCGGUUGCCAUUCAGUUUCAAAAGGGAUGGAGUUCAGGAAGCAACAGAUGCCACCGGAUGUUGGCUACCAGUAUGAGGUGGAACGCUCGGGGGAGGCCAAGACGAUCUGUAAGACUCAAAGUGGCCACUGAUCCGUCUCCCUUCUCGUCAGAUGCUCUUGCCGAUGAUUACUAUGCUGUUCUGGGACUGCUUCCAGAUGCAACUCCAGAGCAAAUCAAGAAAGCCUAUUAUAAUUGCAUGAAAUCUUGUCACCCUGACUUGAGUGGCGAUGAUCCAGAGACUACAAACUUUUGCAUGUUCAUUAACGAGGUUUAUGAGGUUCUGAGCGAUCCAGCUCAGCGAAUGGUUUAUGAUGAAAUUCAUGGAUAUGCUUUGAGUGCAAUAAAUCCUUUUCUUGAUGACACCUAUCCCAAGGAUCAUGUCUUUGUUGAUGAGUUUAGCUGUAUAGGGUGCAAAAACUGUGCAAACGUAUGCUCAGACGUGUUUAUGAUAGAAGAAGACUAUGGUAGAGCCAGAGCGUGUAACCAACAGGGAAGCCCGGACUUGGUUCAACAAGCCAUUGAUAGUUGUCCUGUUGAUUGCAUCCAUUGGACUUCUGCUGCACAACUAUCCUUGCUUGAAGAUGAAAUGCGGAGGGUUGAAAGAGUGAAUGUUGCCUUGAUGCUUGCAGGAAUGGGUUCAUCCGCAGAUGUUUUUAGAAUGGCAAGCACUCGAUGGGAAAAGAGACAAAAUAAGAUUUUGGAGCAAGCUAGAAUAAGAAUGAUGAAAUCUAAUGACAAAGCUGAACCUUACUGGACCAACCUUUGGGGAAAUGCUAAAAACCAGCCGAGUACAGAGGAGGAAGUGAGAGAGAGAGCAAGCAGAGCGGCUGCAGCUGCACGGAGAUGGAGAGAGUACUCAAGACGAGGUGUCGACAAACCUGCCACCUACAAACUUCCUGACAAUUUAUCCACUACUGAAAAAUAAACCUCUCAUCUUUUUCUUCUACUCUAAUGGCUAGUGGUCAUGACCCAUAUAUUGUAUAUUUGUUAAGGCACACAACCAUUAUGUGGAUGUAUAUAGCUGUAUAGAUUUAUGAAAUAUUAAGUAUGUAUAGCCUCUUUGCUUAUAUAAUGCUCUUCCUUAA
Molecule: messenger RNA, 1237 nt
Organism: Helianthus annuus (common sunflower)
Lineage: Eukaryota; Viridiplantae; Streptophyta; Magnoliopsida; Asterales; Asteraceae
Product: chaperone protein dnaJ C76, chloroplastic
Exons: 9
Coding region: 94-1077 (327 amino acids)
Molecular function (GO): electron transfer activity; iron ion binding
Source: RefSeq, a predicted model, not a curated record